CUUUGUCGUCCUCGGCAGGCAUUAACGUUUGCAGCAGCGCAGUGCAGGACAUCACAGCGGGUCCACGUGCGGUGUCACCGGCUCUCCAGAGGCUUCCUGGCCCGGCCGGCCGGUUCGAGUACAAAGGAGCCCGGACCUGUGCUAGUUGCAGUUCACUCACUCCCACCCAAGCUCACUAGAACUCCCGCUUCGCUUCAGUCGCGAGAGGAGAUGAUCAGGUCCUCGCGCUGCGCUCGGCAGCAGGCGGCCGUGCUUCUGCUGCUGCUGCUCGUCGCAGCCACUUGGUGGCUCCAGGCCUGCGAUGCCGCUUCAGGGUUCUGCGCGGGCAAGUGCAGCGUGCGAUGCGGACGGGCGAGCGCCCAGGCGCGGGGCGCGUGCAUGAGGUCCUGCGGGAUGUGCUGCGAGGAGUGCAACUGCGUGCCGACGGGGGCGCGCGGCGGCAACGAGUGCCCCUGCUACCGCGACAUGCUCACCGCCGGCCCCAGGAAGAGGCCCAAGUGCCCCUGAACUGUUGACGAAUACUGAUCCAUCGGAGAUGAUGAGACGGGCGUACCUACUAGCUACCGGGUCAGGCUAUCAGAUACGCCUACACCCUACGCGUGCGCGUACGUAUUUAUGUAUAGCGUCCAUGUGAUAAUUUGCUACCUAUGUUUGUGAUCUUCUAGUAUUAGUAGUCUUUGCCUGUGGACAAUGUAUGUAGUAUGUAUGUAUGCCAAGCGUCGUGUCGAUCAAUCCCCCGUGGUGAUGAUUAGGCUGUGCCUGUAUUUAUACGUGUUUGUAGUGUGCAUGAAUAUGUGUUGUCAUGUACUCAUGUAAUGUACCUGUACGACUAAUGACAGUGAGAUUAUAGCCGUGCUACGUUCCA
Phragmites australis (common reed) is the source of this 865-nucleotide messenger RNA. Its product is annotated as peamaclein-like. The record is from RefSeq and is a predicted model, not a curated record. Bases 211 to 507 code for a protein of 98 amino acids. Lineage: Eukaryota; Viridiplantae; Streptophyta; Magnoliopsida; Poales; Poaceae. The transcript has 2 exons.